GUUGCGCUCUGGAGCGGGGAGAGGUUCGUUCGCUCGCUGCUUUGUGCCGGCGCCUCUUUGCAAUUCAGCAUGUCUGGCAGGUCGGUGCGGGCCGAGACGAGGAGUAGGGCGAAGGAUGACAUCAAACGGGUCAUGGCAGCUAUCGAAAAAGUACGGAAAUGGGAGAAGAAGUGGGUGACUGUUGGGGACACAUCGCUACGGAUCUACAAAUGGGUACCCGUAACAGAACCCAAAGUUGACGAUAAAAACAAAAAUAAAAAGAAGGGGAAAGAUGACAAAUGUGGGUCUGAAGUGACGACUCCAGAAAAUAGCUCCUCACCAGGCAUGAUGGAUAUUCAAGAUGAGAACAGUAAUCAGAGUUCCAUAGCAGAUGCCUCUCCAAUGAAGCAAGAGAAUAGCAGCAACCCAAGUCCUGCACCAGAGCAGAUCUUAGUAACUCAAGCAGAUGGCUCUGACACCCGGACGGAGGAAAUUCAUCCCCCAGUCAAAGAACAACCCAGCUCUGAUGACACAUCACCACCAGCAGAGCCAAAUUCCCAAACUCCUCCAGAAUCAUCCCUAACUGAAGUAGAGAAAUCAGAUGAGCAACCAUCAGGAGUGAAAGAGAGCAUGGAGACAACCAAAGAUACUCAGGAAUCUGAAGAUGGGGAGCCUCUUUCAAAAAAGAUCAGAACAGAGACCUCUCAGCAGAGUGCUGAGGAGAGUUAGGCUGUUCAGAAAACUGUGGGGUUAUCUUCCACAUAAAGGUACAUCAAUGGGCCUCAUUUCAGACCAACCUUCUAGAAACUUUCACAUAUUACUAAACAUGGAGGAACCACUGACCACGAAGGAAUGUUGAGUCGUAAUCCAAGUAAAAAUUUGAGAGAAGACUGGACAGAUAUGAAGCUGACUAAUUUUUCUUGUGAAAUAACAUUCUAGUGAUUUAUAUAUUUAAAUUACUUUUGCUGUUAAAGUUGGGUGGGGUGGGUGGAAGAAGUGGACUCAGGAGGGUUGACGCACUGGUAGUUUAUAAAACUUGUCAAGAUCACAUGUUUUUGCUGCUGUAUUUUCAUUCUUAUUUAUGUUGUGAAAUAUUUAAUGAUGGUACAGGUCAGAAUUAGUGUACGUAUGAAAUCCAUUAUUCAUGCCGUUUAAUUCCAUUUUGUGCCUCAAGAAGUAACCACUAUCUUGUAGAAAAUGCCCUAUGUUUGCAUAAUGCCUUGAAAGUAGUAAGAUUCUAUUUGUGAUCAUGUUAAUCAAUAUAACACAGUCUAAAUUGUUUGGUCCAUCUCACUUUUAGCUUUGUAAUUUAAAUGUAGUGCAGGUAUCUAUCUAAAAAUGAGAACUAUUUCCUUGAAUACAUCCAUAUAUAACAGUUGUAUUUAUUUAUCAAGGGAUGAACAUAAGACUUUCUAGGUGAGCAGUUUAAAGGUAUUUUAAAGUAAAAAUAUCGACAGUAGUAAGUAUUUGAAUUGAUAGGUAAAUCAAAAAUUUGAACAUUAUGAGAUUUUCAAAUAGUGACUUUUAUGGAAAAUCCACAAUUAUGGGCAAGUGGUUUGAGCCAUGUAUCUGAUGGCAACUUUGUCCAUGAUUUGGAAUACCUAAUGAAAACCUGUACUGUUGUGCACAUUCCUUUUGAUAUUCUGCAGCAAAUUUUUGUUCUAUAGUGUACAUGCAGACCUAUCAAUUGGAUGACCUUUAUUGAUAAUGCAUACUGUGAAGAGGCCAGUCAAAGUGAAAGAAAAUACUGAACCUUGAAUCUUAUCUUUCAAGAAAUUGACUUAUCCAGUUUGUCAUUUAUCAUGUGCUAGCUAAUGAUAGCUAAAUUCCCACUUUAGAUACUGUAACUUUAUUUCAGCUUCAGUACAGAAGAUGCAUUGGAAAUUAUAAACUUUGUCAAUGGUAGAUGUUCUAAAUUUCAGGAAAAAAAAACAAAUUUUGCAAGUGGGCAUUUUCUUAAAUGACAUCACCCUGUACAGUGAAGUACAUGUGAAAUUCCAUGGAUUAAAUCCUUGUAACCUCAAUGUAAAGCUAACAUUGCAAAAUAUGGACUUGUGUGAACUAUGGAAUCCAUAAAGCAUGAUGUCCAUAAUUAAUUUUUAAACAUUAUUUCAUUAUAAAAUAUUGCCACCAGGUGCACUUAAUUCUAGUCCUGAAAUAUUGGUAUUCAUCCAUACCUCAAUCAUUCCUCUUUAAAUGGUAACAUAUAUUUUAAAAUGAUUACAGUUCCCUGUAAAAAGAAUUGUGUAUAAGUUUUGGACUAAAUAACUAAUGAAAAUAGUAAAGAUGUUACAGCUUUAUUUUAUUGGAGUCUCUUGAUCACUUUGUUUCAUUUGAGACCCAUUGUUUCAAACACUAACAAUUUUUUUAGUGUUGCUCCUCAGAUGUUUUGUUCAUGAUAGACUGGUUGAAGCUGUACACAACUAUAAUUUCAGACUACUUAUAAGAUGUAGGAAUUUGGAGAAACAAAAAAAAUAUUUUUUGUUGAAUAUAAUAUGUUUAAUUGCAUAAUAAUGCUGAUGCUUCACAGUAGCUUAACUAAGUUAAAAAUGUCAACAAUUUUCAUCUGUACUCGGUGUCUGAGGCUCCUCAGUUAGGUGUCCAAAAAUCAGCCAGCAUUGAUGGAUUCCAGUUGCCCUCAUACCAUUUCUCCAUGACUGCAAUGUUCUGGUGAAAUUUUUCACCAAGCUUGUCACUGAUAGUGCAAAGAUUUGCAGGGAAGAAGUCAAAAUGGGAAUGCAGGAAGUGAAUCUUCAGUGACAUGUUGUAUUUCAUGGUUUUGUAUGCUUGAAGCAUGUUGUCAACCAGCUGCACAGAGUUUGGUGCUCUGUAGUUGCCAAGAAACUGUUCAACGUAAUCCUUGAAUGCCUUCCAUGUGAUUUUUUUUUUCUCCAGUCCCACUAUAAGUUCUUUGAAUUGCCUGUCAUUGAUGACCUGUUUAAUUUGUAGACCAACAAAAAUGCCUGCCUUAAUGUUGGCUGACUUGAAUUAUGAAUUGAAAUACCAAAUAUAGGUAUUUUUAAAAUGGUGUGAUAGGAAAAUUUCAUGGUGAUUUUCAUGAUCAGCAGCCCAAAAUCCAUAAUACACCCAGAAGUAUUCAGGAAACAAAAUCUUUGUUAUCCAGUGUCAUGGAACUUGCAAUUAAAUUUGGAAUCCAGGCUGUAUUCAAGGAAGUAAAUUUAGAGUAUUUUCCUGCACGGAUCACAGUUGCACUAUGCAUAUGUUACAAGUGCUUAUGUUUAUAAAAUAAGAAUGCAUACAAUUCUGGAAAUUGUUUUGCUCAAGAUUAUCACACUUUAUUACUGUUAUGCCUAAUAUUCUCUAUCUUAGGUGAAGAACUAUAUGAUCACCAUGUAUAAGAAUUUAAGCUCCAAUGAUUCACCAUUGCCAUGUAUAAAUAAUCAGAUUUCAAUAAUUCAUAUCAUUUUAUUUCUCCAAAAUGUUUUAAAUUUUAUAAUUUGUCACCAUUUUGCCCAACAUUAAAUUGAUACUAAAUCAGAUUUUUUUUUAUAGUGUUCAGUUAUACUUGAACUGCAGUGGUUUCCCACAUGAUAUUUAGCUUGUUUUAUUUGGACUUUAGUUUCAAUAUAUAAUUUGGGAGAUUACUUGUAAAUCACACAGUAUAGAAUUUGGGUACUAACGAGUACAUAAUUUAAUAUGCACGCCAGUACCAAAGGCUUUUGGCUCAUCCUUCAAGGAAAUUAUCCUUUAAAUUUAAAGCUCUCGAGAAAUUUAAGUCAUGCUGGAACAAAAAUGCUGCUCUUCACACACAGUUAAAAUCUAUUAUGUUCCUAGAUUCUUAACCCGUUGGGAUGGGAGGUUAAUUUUGAUGAGGACUGAUCUGCCUCAUUUACUUUUUGAGUACGAAUUAUUUUUCUCAAUUAUUUGGCCCUCACCAAAUCAUAAUAAGUAAAUUUGAUCUUCAAUUGAUAAUACAAUUGGAUUCUAUUUUUUUGUGUGGGAAUUGUUUUUAAAUUCAUUGCUUGGCUAUUUUGGUGUUGCAAGAAAUGUAGAAAGGGAAUCAACAUUGUAUGUGGUGAUAAUAUUUGUUAUGGAGUAGAACAUUCUGUAAUGUACUAUCUUUGGAGUGAUCAUUAACUUUCUGCUUUCAUUGUCAAAAUCAAAAAUAAUACUGUCAAAAUGCAUCCAGUGGAUUUUUUUUGGAGAUCAGCAGUUUUUAUAAGAGUCCCAACUGAUUUGCAAUUCAAUUUUCAUGAACAGUUGGGUACAUUUCACUUUGAAAGGAUUUUUUUGUGAUGGAAACUUGUCUGUAAUUGAAGUGCCUCCUAAAGCAAAUGAAACUUGUUUGCAUGAAUAAGUCAAACAGUGGCUAAGUAGAAAGGGGUAAGGUUUUUAAAAAGUUUCAUUCAAUUGAACCGCAAAUAAAUUAACAAGUGACUGGCAGUUCCUUAAAAUUGAGUACCACGUGCUUCUUAACUAUAUGAAAAUUCCUGUAUGGGGAUCGCAAGGAUUUUUUUGAGCCAUUAGUUUGUUACCUGGUUCAGCAUGUUUUUCCCCAACGGUUUCAGCUACCUGUUCCAUAAGGGAAGGUCUGUUCAUUAAGAAAAUCCAUGCAUAAGUCUCAAAAGUAAUUCUAUAUUGAUACAAAACUAAUAUACCUUUUUAACUAGUCCAUUGAAUUGGGGUUCAGUUCCAGUUUUUCUGGGAACCUUGUUAUAAACUAAUAGGGACUGACAAAACUCAAGCUAGGUUCAACAGUGUUAAUAUUUUACUUGCAUUUUGAUUUGGUUACAUAGACCAAAAUAUUCUAACAGUGGAUUUACUAAAUAUGUGGUGUAUGACACCCCAAAUGGAAAAACCAAGUGAUUUUUCUGUAGAUAUUUGUCAGUUUCAUGUUGCCGCAGUGAAAGCUAGUUGUAUACCUCGUGUCAUGAAGGGGCUUAACAGUAUAAUUUUUAAAACAAUUAGCAACACUAAUGAAUUUUGUAGAUGUGGUAUGAGUUUUUUUUAUAUAAAAUUGGGUGUAAUCUUGCCUUUCCAUAAUUAAAUUUGGCUUUUGCUAAUAGAAUUUCUGUACAAUGUAAUUUUGGUACUGUCUGUUUUUCCAUUUGAAACUUGUAAACUUGUAUGUUCAAGAAAGCUUCUGGCAAAAGGUAUAUGAAAUGAUAUCCAUUCUGUUGUGAAGGCACUAUCAUAGCUAUAGAAAGAAAAUCUUGUAAUUUUAAAAGCUGGAUGGUGCCAGUUUUCCUUUUAUACUGAGUAAAUAAUGGAGCUUCUGUUACACCUUUAAAACUUUUCCUCCAUGUAAGGAAGGCUUUUCCUAUUACAAUUUUGAUCUAUUAAUUCUUUAAACAGAUAUAUUGUUGGACUGCGACAUUGCUAUGACCAGAAUGAGAGCUUAACUUUAUAAACUAGAAAAACAUCGACUUUUGAAUUUGUGUCCUUGCAAUCUUUUAAGAAAUUGAAGCACCACAUUCCAAAUUCUUUUUUGUAGAAGUGCUGGCGCUUAUUUAUUAAUAAAUUGACAGCAGCUUGUACUGCUGCACUAUUAACUGCAGAAAACUAUGCGAUCCUGUCCAGAUAUCAACGUAAAUUUAUCUAAUUGUCCAUAUUUUAACCUAUUAUAUUUAGAGAUCACAGCUAUCAUGAAAAACUUAAGUUUCCAAUUGAAAUGCAAUGUGUUGUACAGCAGUGUUUUCUUUUUUAUUUAUUCCCUUAAGUAUGGUUUGUACCAUGUACAAUGACUGUUUUCAUGAAUAAAAAGUUGUAUAAUAUGGA
This is a messenger RNA of Hypanus sabinus (Atlantic stingray), 5718 nucleotides long. It is a transcript of the gene bcl7a, whose product is annotated as BAF chromatin remodeling complex subunit BCL7A. Lineage: Eukaryota; Metazoa; Chordata; Chondrichthyes; Myliobatiformes; Dasyatidae. The transcript has 6 exons. The record is from RefSeq and is a predicted model, not a curated record. Bases 70 to 708 code for a protein of 212 amino acids.